This is a messenger RNA of Symbiodinium sp. CCMP2592, 1026 nucleotides long. Lineage: Eukaryota; Dinophyceae; Suessiales; Symbiodiniaceae. The record is from the annotation of a GenBank genome assembly.
AUGGUCAGGGCUGCUCAAAAAGCCGAAGCCCAUGAUUCGGAAGACGAAGAAAAGAAAGAUGAGGAUUCAGAGGACCUGAAUCAGCCACGGCGGGUCAAAGCAAAAGCAAAAGCCAAAGGUAAAGCAAAGGCCAAAGCUAAAGGCAAAGCUAAAAGUAAGCCAAGAAUGACCCCAGAAGAUGUGCAAGCUGCCAAGCAGGUUUAUGACCAGGAGAUGCUGGAGUUCUUCCGCGAUGAUCCUGCAGAAGACAGUUCGAAGGAAAGCCCUGAGGAAGCCCCCAAGAAGGCCCCAAAGAACAAAGACCCGAAGAAGAAGGACCCAAGACAGAGUCAGAGUGACCCAACGCAGAAGGACCCAAAGCAGAGUGACCCAAAGCAGAAGGACCAGAAGCAGAGUGACCCAAAGCAGAAGGACCCGCAGCAGAUUGACCCGAAGCAGAAGGACCCGAAGCAGAGUGACCCAAAGCAGAAGGACCCGAAGAUGGAUAAGAAAGCCCCAAAGCCACCCCCCAGGAAAGGCAAAGCUGCUAUCCCGUCGGAGAGUGAUGCAUCUUCCUCAAGCAGCCAAGAGAAUGAUGACGAUGAUGAGGCGACAGAUUGUGCAGCUGACAAGGUUUCCACGGAUGAUGACCACAAGGACUCAAGUUUGCUUCUGAUAGUAAGAGUAAGAAUCAAAUUUCUGCAUUGUGUGCUUAAGGACGUCACAAUCAGGUAUUCCAAUGCUUACCAAAAGGUAAGGGCCAAGAGUGGAAAGUCGGAGAAGAAGGUUCUGUCGGAGGUUGCGAUGCUUAAGAAAGCUGUGAAGCAACUCGUGCAUCCGUCCCGUAAAAUCCUGGACCAAGUGUCCGGCUGGACAAUGAGGGCACCGAAGAAGACCGAUGCAGCGGCACCGAGCAGCCUUCAAGUGCAGCUGUCAGGUAAAUUCUACAUCUACCAGGUCAGCGAGUCUCGUCUCAAGAAAGUGAACGAGAAGCACAACUUGAACCACAAGGCUGAUUGCUCAUAUCCUGCCAAGCUAACCUGCUGA